Messenger RNA from Cyprinus carpio (common carp), 442 nucleotides. Its product is annotated as protein phosphatase 1 regulatory subunit 14C-like. Gene Ontology annotation, molecular function: protein serine/threonine phosphatase inhibitor activity. NCBI's taxonomy places the organism in Eukaryota, Metazoa, Chordata, Actinopteri, Cypriniformes, Cyprinidae. The record is from RefSeq and is a predicted model, not a curated record. Gene Ontology annotation, cellular component: cytoplasm. The transcript has a single exon. Gene Ontology annotation, biological process: regulation of phosphorylation. Bases 134 to 427 code for a protein of 97 amino acids.
ACAUUCCCCUCCCACGCGCCGGGCGUCCUUUAAAUGCUCGCGCUGCGCUUUAAAUAGCAGGUGUGAGAAACUGUGUCCCCGCAUACACCCCUCAGACACCACCACCAUCAUCAUCAUCGCCAUCACCGCCGCAAUGUCCACCGCCAGCGCCGAGACCACCGCGCAGCUGCCGCCGUCCGCGGGCAGGGUGUUCUUUCAGCCCGGCGUGAGCUGCGCCAGCUCCGGACCGAUGCAGCGCGAUGACCCGGUGCAGAAAAAACAGGGCAAAGUCACGGUGAAGUACGACAGAAAAGAGCUGCGGAAGAGACUCAUACUGGAGGAGUGGAUCAUUGAACAGCUGAGCGAACUUUACAACUGCGAGGUAAGACUGGACCCGAACCGGAACGCCAUAAAGAGCCUUUUAAUUUCGACAAUUAUUGAUCACUAGAUUUUUUUUUUUUAU